AUGCGCGAUCGUCUGACAUUUUGCGACGGCAAUUGUACGACACAGUAGGUGCUCCGCUGUGUUUUGUAUUUUCGAGCAUACUUUGUUGUCAGUGUAGUGAUACGGGUCGAUGAUUAACGUGAAUUUACGAGGUCGAAUAAAAUGUAGACCAAUAUAGUUUUUUCGAUUGAAAACAUCCGGGAGAGAGAGGAGAAAAGGAAAGAAUAGAAUAGAAGAGAAAAGGAUCGAAGAGACUGAGUCGGGGCAGGCUGCACAUGAGAGAGCACAUCGUACAGGCCGCGACUUUUCUCACAACGCUUAUCGAUCUCUCCGCAGGCGAUGCAUCUCCUUUGCCAGUUCUUUUAUGUUUGUAAACGAUUGAGUGCGAUUGUCAAAGGUCGGUGAAACCUUCUCGAUCGCCGAGUAAUCAGGAUCAAGAAUGGAAAUCGUCGGCGACUACGAGUACAACACGAAAGAUCUGAUAGGCCACGGCGCAUUCGCUGUAGUCUUCAGAGGUAGACAUCGUAAAAAACCAAAUUUCGUUGUGGCAAUUAAAAGUAUCACUAAAAAGAGUCUAGCGAAGUCGCAGAAUCUUCUUGGGAAAGAGAUCAAGAUUUUAAAGGAACUAACAGAACUGCAUCAUGAAAAUGUUGUUGCGUUAUUGGACUGUAAGGAAUCUAAUCAUUAUGUCUUCCUGGUUAUGGAAUAUUGUAACGGAGGAGACUUAGCGGAUUAUUUAAGCGCGAAAGGCACUCUCUCCGAAGACACUAUCAGAGUGUUUUUAAAGCAAUUAGCAGGCGCGAUGAAAGCGUUGCAUGCCAAAGGCGUAGUCCACAGAGAUCUGAAGCCACAAAACAUUUUGCUCAGUCACAAUUGUGGUAAAGCUUGUCCUCAGCCACAUCAAAUAACUUUAAAGAUUGCGGAUUUUGGUUUCGCUAGGUUUUUACAAGACGGUGUAAUGGCGGCGACGUUAUGUGGAUCGCCGAUGUACAUGGCUCCCGAAGUCAUAAUGUCGCUUCAGUACGACGCGAAAGCAGAUCUUUGGUCUUUAGGAACAAUCGUCUUUCAGUGUCUUACUGGAAAAGCACCGUUUCAAGCUCAUACUCCUCAAGCUUUAAAAUUAUUUUAUGAGAAAAAUGCGAAUCUUGGUCCUAAAAUUCCACCCGGUACCUCGCCUGAAUUGUCAGAUUUAUUGAUGGGUCUACUGAGGCGUAACGCCAGGGAUCGUAUGCCCUUCGACGAAUUUUUUGGACAUCCUUUUCUUCAAGGAUCUAGAGAAAGUCCGAGUCCAGUUCCGGCCGAGCUUCCCGCUUCGCCUGGAACUUUGAUAAUCCAGGAAGGAGCAGCUGCUGUAACAAGAUCGGAACCAGACACAACAAGCCCGUGUUCCAGUCCUGAAGAUGACUUUGUACUUGUGCCAAGUGAUCUGAGCAGUGACAUGGACAAUAAUCCUAACACGCAACAAGUUAAGUAUAUCAAACAAACAAAUAGAGAGGCGGUAAGUCCACCAAGGCCCUGUUUCUUACCCAUUUUGGAACCCAUUCCCGUACCAUCUCAAAGAAGUAUAGCUCAGCCGUCGUCUCCUUCCACCAAUACGAGGUCUGGAAGCAGCGUUGUUCCACGCUCUCAACCAAUCAGUAUGAAACGUAGCGUGGAUUCGCAUAGAAGUCAUGCUCCCGACAUUGGCUCUCUUAGUCCGCCAAGUGUUCAAUUUGUAAUUGGUACGCCACCCAGCAGAAGAUUAAGUGAAACACCCCCGCCACCAAACACAUGGCAAGUUAGCCCUGUUACGAGGUAUUCGCAUACUUCUAGCGGCACGUCACCGUUGAGACGUUCAACCGGAAACAACAGUGCGUCCUCGCCGCUACUAACAGGACCGUUGGCAGUGUUGGGUUCGCCUACAUCGAGAGCUUUUCAGGAUAAUAACAACACGUUGAGGCAUUCACCUGUUAUUCCUUUUGGUACAAGAGCUGUCACUCUUCCGGAAAUAUCUGAGGCUGGUAGUUUUCAAAACCUCCUACCAGAAAUAAAUCCUACAGCAAAGGAUGAUCGUCCCUUAACGUUCAUCGCUCCCGAACUCCCGGAGGAAACGCUUUUAGAACGGGAACAUAGCGAGAUAUUAGCGAAGUUGAACUUUGUUGUUGCACUAUGCGAAUGUGUGUGCGAGGUGGCGAGAACGAGAGCAGGUCCUUUAGGCGCACCUCUGGGUGGCAUUGAACAAGCAAGCAAUGCGGCGACAAGAAGAAGGGCCGAGCAAGUCAUUCUACUUGUUCGUGCUCUUCAAUGGCUCAGUUCUGGAUUAAGUCUCGCAACGCAACAACUUAAAGCUGGCAGACUACAACCGACUGCCAGCGUUAAAAACGUUUUGAAUACAAUGAAUGAAAAAUUCCGAUCGUGCUUAACAGAAUGCAAACAAUUGAAUAGUGCUGGACUUCUUCAUCAAACAGGAGCUACAGCAGACAAAAUCCUUUAUAAUCAUGCUAUACAAAUGUGUCAGUCGGCAGCACUGGAUGAAUUAUUUGGUAAUCCUGCAGAAUGUUUCCAACGAUAUCAUACGGCACAAAUAUUGCUACAUUCGUUAUCACAGCAUGUCAGUCACAGUCAAGAUAGAGCUCUUCUUAUAAAAUACAAGGAUGCUGUUGAAAAACGCUUGUACGUACUCCAACAGCAAGGUUACAUUUACGCAACAGAUCCUACAUAGCGCUUAUGAGAUAUGGAAGCAGGAUACAAAGACCCGCCCAAACCCGUACCGUAUUCGAUACCUCUCUUCUGUAAGAUAUUCUGCCCUAUUCUGUAUAAAAGAUGUUAAUUCAUUGAUCAUACUGCACAGAGGUGGCAUUGUAGAAAGAAGAAGCAAAACUAAGAUUUAAGCGUAAUAUAGUGAAGAGUUUGUUAGAUCAACACAGAAUAGGGUAGAUUAACCCAUGAAAGAGUACGAAAGUGAUUCUUUACAGGUUUCUUUAUAUGAUUUUAUUAAUGACGCGGAUAAUGAAUUAUAAUUACAUAUGUAAUGUAUAUAUUAUAUAAUACAUAUAUAUAUACAUAUGUAUAUAUAUAUUUAUUGUAAUGUACGUAUGGUUGAUUAACUAACCUUUAUUUCAUAUCAAAUAAUAAAAAUAUGUAUACUAACGGUA
Molecule: messenger RNA, 3113 nt
Organism: Megalopta genalis
Lineage: Eukaryota; Metazoa; Arthropoda; Insecta; Hymenoptera; Halictidae
Gene: Atg1
Product: serine/threonine-protein kinase unc-51-like protein Atg1
Biological process (GO): positive regulation of autophagy; piecemeal microautophagy of the nucleus; reticulophagy
Cellular component (GO): cytosol; phagophore assembly site membrane; cytoplasm
Molecular function (GO): protein serine/threonine kinase activity; ATP binding
Source: RefSeq, a predicted model, not a curated record